AUCUGAACCUUUAGGCAUUAAACCGAACAAUUCUUUUCAGAUUUUAGUAAUUUUUUUUUUAUUUUUCUUAAUCUGAACCUUUACAAGAUUAGGGGAACGUGGCCCAAUUCGGACCUCCAAAGGUCUACGCAUGAGGUAAAAUUAAAUAAAAUAAAAAAUAAUAUUCUCUUUGGUAUCACUUUUAAAGCCCACUUUAAAAUUUUUAGAUUUUUUAGCGAAUAAUCCGAAUAUUUUCAUUCAGAUAAACACCCUUUGUUCGUCCUCUUCGUAUUCUUUUAAAUAUAUAUCUGAUCUGAGAGAAUGUUUUUCUAUUCUUGUUUAUUUCUCAUAUCGUUUCGAAAUUAUUGUUAAAUUAGCUAAUUUAAAUAAUCAUGAGGAAGCAGCAGCAGCAAAAAUUUGACAAGUAACAAAAACACGGAAUAAACAACCAUUUUAGUUGCAGACGAAUGAAGACAAUAUUUAUAAUUUUUCAGGGAGCAACUUGUGAAAACUUGAUGGCAGUUUUCUACAAAAAUUGCACGAAAAUAACGUCAUUGUUAGUUUUUUUUAUAUCUUUGAAACAUGCACACUAAUGUUUCGUCAAUGAGGUCUAACCCUUUCGCGUCCACAUUAAAACAUUGAAAACUUUUUUUUUAUCAAAAUUUUCAUUGUAUGGAUGCUUUCACAGAGAUUAUUUUAGGACCUAAUUUAUAUAAAUUCAAUACAUUUCUAAGUUGUAGAAAAUAAAUUCAGAUAAAUUUAAUGUUCGCGUUUGAGCCUACGUCUGACUCAAAAAAAAACGCUAAAGGGUUAAAAAGAAAUUUUAUUUUGAAACAAAUUAGGUUUGAAAUAAAGCUUCAAUAAACCCCCAAAGAUAAAUUGAAUAUCGUUCACCAAGUUUAUCUGGAAAUACGGUAAGUAAUUUUAGUCAAGCCCGAACAACGCCUACACAUUAUGAGAUAAACCAAUACAUACAUUAAAUUGUUUAAAUUACGCACAAGUGCAUUAAUUCCAUUUUAAUCUUUUCGGUUCUUUGAGUCACACUUAAAAUCAAAACUGAAACAUUUUAUUUUCUUGAAUUUUAAUGUAUUUAAUAGAAUUUUCAGUUUUGGAAUGAGUUGAAUUUACGUAAAUUAGGUCACUAAAGACGUUUUGAUGGAAAAAUGUUUUCUAAUGGCGGCAUCAAGAGAAUAUCAUGAUAAACAAAGGCCAUGUUUAUAUGUUUUACGUGACCGCGAAAGGGUUAAUUUUUAAUUUAAUAAAUGCAUUUUUCCAUUUUGAGAUAGAAAUAAUUUGUAUAAAAGGAAUAAAGUUGUAGCUCGGAAAUGUCGUUAUAAAACAAUAGGGGCAGUAUGAUAAAAUUUGAAAUAUUUUCAGGGAACUCAGGAAAAAAAUCUCCCAAUUUGCCCAAUGUAUUUUCUAUUUGCCUCUUUGCUUCCCCUUUGAUUUAUUUUAAAGUCAAUUUUGAAAUGAAAAAAAAUGUAAAGGUUCUCUUGCAUUUUUUUGAAUAAUUAAGCCUUAAUUCAAAUUUUAAAAUACAUAUUUUAGAUUUUGGAAUAUUGUUUUUUUAUUAGGAAAAUAUUUUCUUUGAUUUAGAACCAUUUCUUCAAUAAAGGUUUAAAUUAGAGCUCCUAAAAGUGCGCAAUGAUUAUUGGCUGUGGGAAUACAGUAAGAACGGUAAGUUAGUCAAGCUAGUAAAGGAAAUUGCCUACAUUAUGAGACAAUCCAAUAAUAAAUUUGUUUUAAUUAAGAAAUAUGAAAAAAACAUUUUUGUGUUUUUAUAUUAAUUUUAGUUGUGAUUUAUUUAAAAUUCAAAGUAAUUAAGUCAUAAAAUAUUCCAGGUGGGAAGUUUUAAUUAUUCUUAUUUAUCAUCUCCUCAAAGGUGACAGGUGUUUGCAUUUCUUUCCCAAUUUUAAUUCUGAUAUCAAUUUGUUGUUAUAAUUAAAAUGCCUAAUUAUUUUUAUUUUAACUCAUUUACAACCAUUUAGGUCGUUAGUCCCAUGAAGUUUUUAGUUUUGCAGAAUUUUUUUUAAUAGUUAUUCCACAUUUUACAAAGCUGCCAUAGAGGACAAAUUCUAGGUUUUUCAAAAUUUACAGAUUAACUAAAAUUGUAAAAACGGAUAAAAUUCAAAAACGUAUUUUUUCACCAAUUUUUUUUUUAUCUACGGUCCUUUAAGGUUUUUGAUGUAGCUUUAUACACUUAAGUUUCUAAACUUAUUGCAAAGAAUUCACUAUAGUGAUGUAUAAAACAUAUAAAGUUAACAUCCAAUUAAGGAAUAAAUAUAAAAAAAUUACAAAUUGUUGUUCACUUGUUUUUUCUAGAUGCAAGAUAUUAAAAUAAUUAUUAAAAAUAAAGAUGCAUGAAAAGAAAUUUAUUAUAAAGUAUUUUUUUGUUAAAAUUCAUCAUAUAUAAACAGAAAGUUUUCAGGUAGUUAAUCAGUAUUUCUUCACUAUUCUUUUGGAAUUAAUAUAAAAUUGCAAGUGCUCAACUCAGUUGUUUCCUUUAGCAGCAAAAGUUAUUUUGUGAUUCUUCAUUGCAACCUUUCUUCAAGUGCCAAGAACUUUGCCCCAUAUUAAAAAUUAAAAUUUGCCUACAAAGUGUAUGAAUUAGUAAUAAAUUUACUUAUUAGUCUCUGCUUAAGACGAGUUGCAUUAACAAUUUACAAAGCAUUUGCAGUGUAUGUUGUGUGCAGUGAAGGACUUUUUUUUUCAAAGUUCUUUAACAAUCUUUUAGGUAUAAAAUUAUAUUGAGUGUUCCGUUCAAUCAAGAAAGUACUUCAAAUGAAAAACAUUUAAUUUAUCUAUUAAAAGAAAUUAAUUUGUGAGCAUUUAAAGUGUUUCAGUAAAAAUAUUUUAUUAUUUGUUAGUUAAUUGAUUAUUUAGAAAAAAAAAACAAUUUUACGUGUUUCUUUUCUACUACGAAUCCUAAUUACUUUUUACUGACUUUUAUUAUUUCUUUUUUAUCGUCUUCAAAAGAUAAGGAGAAACAAUUAAAGUGCAAAAUGACAGCUCAAUCUGUGAAGAAUAGUUUUACUAUCAACGAUAAUAACGACUUCGAAGAUCUGGAGUAUGGAAGUUAUUCCGGUGAAAUUGUCAUAUCUGGCUUCUCUGGUCAUCUACCUGAGAGUUCCAACAUUGAGGAGUUUAGAAAUAAUCUCUACAACGGGGUUGAUAUGAUUAAUGAUGAAGAACGUCGUUGGCCUAAGGAUAUGAUUGACAUACCUGUGCGUACGGCAAAACUAAAGGAAGAAGAUCUGGCCAAUUUUGAUCAUAUCUUCUUUGGAGUCCAUCAGAAGCAAGCUGAGGCAAUGGAUCCCCUUAUUCGGAUGCUUCUUGAAGCUACUCAUGAAGCCUUUGUUGAUUCAGGAUACAACCCCAGGGAUUUACGAGGAACUCGUACCGGUGUGUACAUCGGAGUUUCAGGAUCAGAGCAAGAGCAGUAUUUGAAUAAGUUCCCUGAUUUAGUAAAUGAAUACGGAUUAUUGGGAUCUGUACGUACCAUGUUUGCCAAUCGGCUCUCGUAUACAUUUGAUCUGAGAGGACCUAGUCAUGCUGUCGAUACAGCAUGUUCCAGUUCUCUCUAUGCAAUGAGACAGGCUUUCGCGGACAUGCGGAGUGGACACUGCGAUGCAGCCGUAGUUGCUGGAGCUAAUCUUAUUCUACGACCUACGGUAACGAAGCAAUUCUAUAAUCUCAAAAUGUUGAGUCCUGAAGGGAAUUCACGAGUUUUCGAUGAAACUGGAAAUGGGUAUGUGAGGGCUGAUGCGUGCGUUGUGAUGUUCCUGCAGAAGGCCAAAGAUGCCCGUCGAGUUUAUUCAACAAUCCUCAAUAUAAGAACAAAUACAGAUGGCGCCAAGGAGCAAGGGAUAACCUACCCAAGUGGUCUAAUGCAGAAAAAACUCAUUGAAGAGACUUUUAAGGAAAUCAACCUAAAUCCUCUGGAUGUUGUUUACGUUGAGGCUCAUGGAACGGGGACUGUUGUUGGAGAUCCGGAAGAAGUAAAUGGAAUAUGCGACAUCUUCUGCAAGGAUCGCAUGACUCCGCUUUUAAUUGGCUCAUUAAAAUCCAAUAUGGGUCACCCAGAGCCAGCAUCAGGUGUUUGCUCUGUUGCAAAGAUGCUCAUUGCUAUGGAGGAAGGUAUCAUUCCAGCGAAUCUGAACUACAAUAAACCAAAUCCUAAAAUCUACGGACUCAUCGAUGGACGUAUGAAAGUGGUGGUCGAGAACACUCCGUGGAAUGGAGGAAUUAUCUCUCUGAACAACUUUGGAUUCGGUGGUACGAAUGUUCAUGCCAUCCUGAAGUCCAAUCCAAAGAUGAAGGCCAUCAGUCCUCUUGAUGGACGACUUCCGCGAUUGGCUGUUGUAUCAGGCCGUACUGUUGAAGCUGUGGAGACUCUUCUGAAAGACAUUGAAGUUCAUAGACAGGAUGAAGAGUACUUUGCUCUGAUUAAUGAAGUUCACAGUAAAAACAUUCCUCUGCACAACUUCCGAGGCUACGCUGUUGUUAGCAAAGAUGAAGUUCUUUCUGAUGUUGUGGAACUGUCUGAGGAAAAGCGCCCAGUGUGGUUCGUGUACUCAGGAAUGGGCUCUCAGUGGGCCCACAUGGCGAAGGAACUGAUGCAGAUCGACGUCUUCCGGAACAGCAUUUAUCGCUGCGCUGAUGCUCUACGUCCAGAAGGCAUUGAUCUCAUUGAUGUAAUGACUAACAUGGAUGAAUCUAGCUUCGAUAUUCUGCAUAAUUUCAUUUCAAUCACCGCAAUGCAAAUUGCUCUUACGGAUGUUCUGAUACAUCUUGAGAUCAUUCCUGAUGGGUUUGUUGGUCAUUCAGUUGGAGAGUUGGGUUGUGCUUACGCUGAUGGGGGUCUCACAUUGGAACAGACCGUUCUUGCCUCGUAUUUCCGAGGAAGAUGCAUUGUGGAUACGGAAUUGAUUUCAGGAAUGAUGGCAUCUGUUGGUUUAUCCUGGGAGAAAUGUUUGAGACGCCUGCCUGAGGAUAUUCUGCCUGCUUGCAAUAACAGCGCGGACAAUGUCACGAUAUCUGGACCUACAGACGCGGUUAACAAAUUCGUAGAAACCCUGAAGAACGAAGGAAUAUUCGCUAAAACUGUUAACGUAUCAGGCAGGGCUUUUCACAGCAAGUACAUAGCAGAUGCAGGCCCAUUGCUUAAAAAUUCCCUUGAUAAGAUUAUCCCGAAUCCAAAGGAUCGCACUGAUAAAUGGAUAAGCUCAAGUAUUCCUGAAGCAGAAUGGAAUUCAUCACUGAGUAAGAAGAGUUCUGCAGACUACCAUGUUAACAAUCUCCUAUCUCCAGUUUACUUCCAUGAAGCCGUUCAGCAUAUUCCAAAAAAUGCAAUUUGCAUCGAAGUAGCUCCCCAUGGUCUCCUUCAGGCUAUUCUGAGGCGAUCCCUUGGGCCAGAUGUUACGAAUAUCAGCCUCGUAAAGCGCAAUCAUGAGAAGAAUGUUCAGUUUCUCCUGAGCAACAUUGGAAAACUCUACGCAGCUGGAGCGCAACCAGUUGUUAAGAAACUCUUCCCUCCGGUAUCCUUCCCCGUAGGACGUGGAACACCGAUGCUCAACUCAAAGAUCAUAUGGGAUCACUCACAGAAGUGUGAAGUACCCUUCGCGGGAGUAUUUUUCAAUAAAACAACUACAUCUGGGGAAACAGUUGUGGAAAUCAAUCUCAACAAUGAGGAAGAUGCUUUCUUGGCAGGACACAUAAUAGAUGGUCGAGUCUUGUACCCUGCUACAGGAUACAUCAUGCUAGCCUGGAAACAGUUUGCAACCACUCGUGGAACUACCUACAACCGCUUGCCUGUUGUCUUUGAAGAUGUUACAUUUCAUCGAGCAACAAUCUUGCCUGCAAAUGGGUCUGUGAAACUUGGAGUCAAUAUGUUGGAUGGAACGGGGAAGUUUGAAAUCUGCGAAGGAGGAUCGCUUGUUGCAUCAGGGUUCAUUCGUGCUGCAGAGGACAUUGAGUAUGAAUUGUUGCCAUUAAAUCCGCUGUGGGAGUCCAAAAAUGGUCUAGCAUUGAAUGCAAAUGAUAUCUACAAAGAGUUGCGUCUCCGUGGGUACGACUACAGUGGAAGAUUUCGUGGUAUUGUACAGGUUGACCCAGAUGCAGAUACUGGUAAGUUGGAGUGGAUUGAGAACUGGGUAUCAUUUAUGGAUACAAUACUUCACUUUAGUAUCAUUGAGACAAAAUACCGUGAACUGUACCUACCAAAACGGAUUAAUAGGAUUGUCAUUAAUCCAGAAAAGCAUUUGGAGUUAGCAGCUCAGUACUGCACAGAUGAAGGCGGAAAGUCAAUUUUCCCAGUUUACAUGUACAAGGAUAUUAAUGUUGUUAAGAGUGGUGGAGUUGAGAUAAGGGGUAUUGAAGUAUCCUUAACUCCAAAGCGUCAAAACUCACAUGUUUCACCAGUGCUGGAGAAGUAUACCUUUGUUCCGAAUUUAAACAGCUUCGUCUUGUCUGAUGAUCUGAAUACAGCAAAGCAGUAUGCUGUUACAUGUUCUGUGCAACUUGCCAUUGAAAACUGCCAAGGGGCACUCAAGAUAAAGACAGCUGAAGUACUUCUUGGCACGAAAAGAGAUCUACUUAGUCCUUUUGUAAAGCAGGUAAUUGAGAAUGAACCAGUUUUGGGAAGUGACGCAGCAGUUGUGGUUGCAGAAAGUGCUCCUGAGUUGGAGCAGAUGAUGAAUGAUGCUGAAAUUCGUCUUGUUGUCAAGGAUAUUGAAGCAGGAGCAGUGGAAUUUGGUUGUCACCUGUAUAUUGCUAAGGAUAUUUGUGAGCAUCCCAAGGCUGAAUUGAUAUUUAGAAAUCUCAAGGAGUCCAUCAAGGAAGAUGGCUUCAUCCUGCUUGAAGAACCAAUCAAGGAGAUUUCUGCUACAACACUCUUUGACAAGCUUGGUUUGACCGUAGUUUCAUCGCAAGUUUCCUCAAAUAGAAAGUAUCUCCUUGUUCGUCCUGUAUUUGACAUCAGCUCUAAGAAGAUUCAAGUAGUCAAUGUAACUGAAAAGAAUUUUGACUGGCUGGAAGAUCUCAAAUUGACCCUUCGUACAGCUGAAGAUGAGAACAAGUUGGUGUAUAUUGUGUGCCAAGGCGAAGAGCUAUUUGGAGCUGUAGGCCUAAUGAAUUGCAUCAAGAAUGAAGCAGGUGGCAAAUUCGCAAGGCUCUUCUUCAUACAGGACACCAAUGCUCCAAUAUUCUCUACCUCUAAUCCCUUCUACAUGAAACAGAUUGCCAAGAAUCUCAUCAUAAACAUUCUUAAGGAUGGUUCUUGGGGUACUUUUCGACAUCUGAAGCUGGAUUGCGAAGGGCAGACACGGCUAGUUGAACAUGCCUAUGUAAAUAACCUGAUCAAAGGUAAUCUAUCCAGCUUCAAGUGGAUUGAGGGACCUUUCAAUCACAAUCGUCCUGACCCCAAUUCACUUGAUGAGCUAUGUACAAUUUAUUACGCACCUUUGAACUUCCGUGACGUCAUGCUGAGUUCGGGGAAACUCGCUGAUGAUGACACACCAUUGGAACAUGGGGAAUGUGUUCUUGGAAUAGAAUUUUCUGGACGUGAUUCAAAAGGCAAUCGUGUUAUGUCGAUAGUUCCAUCAAAAUCUCUCGCAACAUCAUGUGUUGUGAAGAAGUCUGUAAUCCUAUCCGUUCCAGACUCAUGGACCCUUGCGGAUGCAUCCACAACUCCAACUGCUUAUGUGACUGUAUUUUAUGGGCUUGUGGUGCGUGGGAAGAUGAAGAAAGGAGAAUCUAUUCUUAUUCACGCUGGAUCAGGAGGUGUUGGACAAGCUGCUAUUUCCGUUGCACUCAAAAUGGGUUUAACAGUUUACACGACCGUUGGGAGUCAGCAAAAAAGGGAUUUCCUCAAGGAGACCUUCCCUGAGUUGACGGAUCGUCACAUUGGAAAUUCUCGUGAUUGUUCCUUUGAACAGAUGAUUAUGCGUGAGACUCAAGGCAAAGGCGUUGAUCUAGUUCUGAAUUCUCUAUCUGAUGAUAAAUUUAAAGCUUCGGUGAGAUGUCUUGGAUUCAAUGGGAGAUUCAUAGAGAUUGGAAAAUUCGACAUUGCCAAUAAUACUGCUCUGGGAACAUCUGUUUUCUUGAAGAACACCAGUUUUCACGGAGUCUUCCUAGAUUAUAUUUGGAGUUGGGAUGAUGAGACAACUGACACAGUUUUACAGCUCAUGCGUGAUGGUAUUGAGAGUGGAGCUGUUCGACCACUUCCCAUAACUGUAUUCGGUAAGGAGCAAGUAGAGGAGGCUUUUCGUUACAUGGCCAGUGGAAAGCAUAUCGGCAAAGUUGUCCUUAAAAUACGUGAAGAAGAAGAAGAGAAUCAAGUUAUUCCUGCUCUUAACCUUAUCCCAGCUAUGCCGAGAACGUACAUGUACUCAGAAAAGACUUAUGUAGUUGUCGGUGGACUGGGUGGACUAGGUCUUGAACUGAUUAAUUGGUUAAUUUCCCGAGGAGCGAAAAAUAUUGUAGCUUCAUCCCGUAAUGGGAUCCAGACAGGCUAUCAGUCCUUGAUGGAAAGACGUUGGAAGAAGAAAGGUGUCAAUUUCGUAGUGGACAAGAGUGAUGUAACAACAAAAGAGGGAACUGAACAACUUCUGAAACAGGCCAUUAAACUUGGUCCUGUGGGUGGAAUCUUCAAUUUAGCUGCUGUGUUACAUGAUGCGCUGUUUGAUGAUCAGCAAGAAGGAAACUUCCAAAAAGUAUGCCUGCCUAAAAUCAAUGCAACGAAGUGUCUUGACGCAGCAUCACGUUCACUGUGUCCUUCCUUGGACUACUUUAUCUGCUUUUCAAGUGUUUCAUGUGGACGCGGGAAUAUUGCUCAGACGAAUUACGGAAUGGCUAAUUCGGCAAUGGAAAGGAUAUGCGAGGCUCGUCAAGCAGCUGGAUAUCCUGCUACUGCCAUACAGUGGGGAGCUGUUGGUGAUACAGGACUCAUAAUUGAACACCUAGGUGACAAUAAUACGAAUGUGGGAGGCACACUGCCUCAGAGAAUGUCUUCAUGCCUACAGACAAUGGAUCUCUUCAUGAAACAACCUCAUCCAGUUCUUGCAUCAAUGGUUGUUGCGGAGAAGAGGAAGGUAGACAGUGCUGGACAAUUGAGUAUUGCUGCCUGCGUCGCAAACAUUCUUGGCAUCAAGAACAUUCAAAAAGUUCCCAACGGAUUAUCUCUCACUGAUCUGGGAUUGGAUUCACUCAUGGGUACGGAAAUAAAGCAAACACUCGAGAGGAACUACGAUUUGGUGUUAAGCGUGCAAGAAAUUAAGCAGCUUACUUUUGGAAAAUUGCUGGAGUAUGACAAGGAAGCUAAGACGUCAUCUAGGUGUGAAGAGAUCAGUGAAGAAACUGAACUAGUCCCAGACGAUGAAUUCACUAAGAACUUAAUACCAAAAGAAGUUCUGGUUCAUUUACCAUCAAAUGCUGCUGAGAAUAGCCAACAAAGGCCACUAUUUGUUAUCCAUGCAAUUGAAGGCUUUGUUGAUGCUAUAGAGCCCGUAGCAGCUGAGCUAAAUUGCCCAGUUUGGGGACUUCAAUGCACCGAAAAUGUUUCCCAAGAAUCAAUUGAGGAUAUGGCCAAAUUCUACAUCAGCCAAAUCAAGACAGUUCAGAGUAAGGGUCCGUAUAUUGUUGCAGGAUAUUCCUACGGGACGGUUAUUGCCUGCGAAAUGGCACGACAGUUGGAGACUGAGUUUAAGGAAGCAGUCAGUUUGGUUCUGCUGGAUGGUUCACCACAACUUGUGAAGAUGAAAUUUCAGCAGAAACGACUAUUCAUCAGUGAAAUCAAAGCUGAAGCUGUGGGGCCCUUAUUGUUGCACUUUGCAACAAGGCUUGUUGGACUCCAGAGAGGAUUGACUGUUAUGAAAGAAUUGGAUGGUCUUCUCACGUUAGAAGAAAAGCUCAGAAGAUACAUUGAAUUACUACACAAAACUACUCAGCAUGACCAAGAAUUGAUACGCAUUGCAACGGAUUUAUUUAGUAAAAAAUUUCUAAUUUGUGAAAAAUAUCGAGUAAAUGGAAGAAUAAGAUCAGACGUGAAUCUAAUCAAAUGCUCAACAAAGGACUUCAAGAUUUCAGAAGAUUUUCAAUUGAGUGAGUUCUGUGAAGGAGAAGUGAAAGUACAUGUUGUUGAUGGUAAUCACCGUACAUUCAUCAUGGGAGAAUCUGCACGAAAAGUUGCAGAAAUUAUUCAAAAAAUAGUUGAUAAGGUUUAGUAGGAAUUUGACAAUUUAGUUAGAUUGGGUGAAAUUCACUAGUCAGACAGUUUUAAAUUUCCUUAAGAAAUCUUAUGAUUUGUUUUUUAUUAAAGGAAAACUUAAAAUUUCUUAAGUCAGGCUGAAUUAGGCUAAAUGUAUAUUUUUAUGAUUUUUAAGAAUUUCGAUGUCUUAAGAUGAUCAAGAGCAUUUUUUUAAACUUAAGAAAUAUAAAAUUGUGAUCAUCUUAAGACAUUGAAACUCUUAAAAAUCAUUAAAAAAUAUACAUAGGUACAUUUAACUUAAUUCAGCCUGACUUAAGAAAUCUUAAGUUUUCUUUUUAAAAAAAAACUUAAGAAAUGUUAGGUUUUCUUAACUUUUCUUUGGUUUUCUGUAGUUUUUCUUAUAAGAAAAUUAAAAAAAUCUUAGGAAUUGUUAGGUAAACUUAAAACUGUCUAAUUAGUCAGACAAAUUAAAGAUUCCUUAAGAAAAACUUAAAUUCUCUUCAGAUCCCGAAAAUUUUCUUAAGAUUCUUUCAUUUUUUUUAAGAAUGUCUAAAAUUUCUAAAAAAUAAUUUAAAAUUUUUAGGUUUUUUUAAGCGAAACUUACGAUUUCUUUAGUCAGGCUGAAUCAGGCUGAAUACACAUUUUUUGAUGAUUUUUCUGAUCCGCUUCGGGCAUUGAAAUUCAUAAAAAAAAUCAUAAAUAAAAUAUGACUCAAUUUAAUUAAGAAAUCUUGAUGAAAACUUUAAAAUCUAAAAUUUUUGUUAAAAAAUCUUAUAAAAACUUGAAACAUUCUUAAGACAAUUCAAAGAAUUUUGAGAAAACAUUAAGAUUCUAAAGAAAACUUAAGUCUGUCUUAAAGAAUCUUAAGUCUAUCUGACUGGUGAUUUUCACCCAUUGUUAAAGAAUUUCAGAAUUUUUAUUCAAAAUUAGGUGAAAAAGAAUCUCUAAAUGUAAAGGUCUGGGCUAUAAUAAUAAAGAUUUGUGCUAAAGUUGAAUCUGUCUGAUCACUUCCACUCUUUUACUAAAAUUGAUGCAUUUGAGGAAAAUUAAAUAAAAAAUAAAGUUAAAUGUUAAUUAAAACGCA
Molecule: messenger RNA, 11267 nt
Organism: Lutzomyia longipalpis
Lineage: Eukaryota; Metazoa; Arthropoda; Insecta; Diptera; Psychodidae
Product: fatty acid synthase-like
Exons: 7
Coding region: 2982-10199 (2405 amino acids)
Biological process (GO): fatty acid biosynthetic process
Molecular function (GO): 3-oxoacyl-[acyl-carrier-protein] synthase activity; oxidoreductase activity; phosphopantetheine binding
Source: RefSeq, a predicted model, not a curated record